AUGGAGACUCUCAGAAAUAUCAUCAAUCCGGGGAAGGACAAGGAUGAUGAGAUCAUGUAUGGCAGCGGUACAAAAGCUACCGUCAGCCAUAUCGAGAGAGCACCACAGACGACUACAACUCCACCUCAACGACCUGCAGAAGCCGAUCAGCGGACUGAGGCCGAUCGACCACUUGAAACUGCUACCGGCCCAAGGUCAUCCGACGUAGAAAACAAAGCUGUCUCAGAUGUGGGCUCAGGCCGCAACGUCCCUCCACAGACCCGGCCAGAGCCAAGAGACAGCACUACAGACCAAGGUAAUUCUUUCGCCUCUCGCCCUGCUACACAGAGGAUGCUGCCAGAUGAUGAUGCAAGCACGGCAAGCAUCAAGUCUGGGAUUGCAGGGCGACCGCCUCGAUCUACGCUGACUGGCUCCGCAGCCACUGGGAGCAAUCUCACUGCAGAUACCAAUCAGCCAAGCAAGACAAUUGGCACGGAGGGCAGGGGAACCGAACGUGCAUUCCCAUUGAGUGGAAGCACCACCAAUGAGCCCACUUCGACAACAGACACUGCUCAACGAGACCAAUCUCAUAAGGAACAUAAGGAACGUAACGCCGGUUCUGGUGGGGGCAUACUUUCCUUCCUGUAUCGACAUGAGCAUGGUGGUCACGGUCAUCGUUUCGAAGGAGAUCCAUGUGGGCCGGAAACUGCGAAACAGAGCGAGGGACUCUUUGCACCCGGGCCUCAUGCUACCGACACCGCUAACAGGCUCGAUCCCCAGCUUUCCAGCGGUCAGGCUCGGCAGGGAACAGGCGUUUCAGAAGGCGCAAUUCCCGCGACUGAAUCUGGUCAGGAAAGCAAGCAUCACUAUGGCCGUGAUGCUGCCAUGGCCGGUGCUGGUGCCGCAGCAGCUGGGGGUGCAUAUAAAGCGGGCCAUCAAGACCCUUCGACCACAACCGGCCCCGCGUCCAAGACGAUUGGUCCCCACGUGUCAAACAUAGCAAAUGUGGCCGACCCGCGUGUCCAGCCUGAUCCAGCCAAGAUGAAAGGAGAACACACGAGUGCUGGUGUGACCCCCGGUUCAGAGUCCAAAGAAACUCAUCCACAUGAAAAGGAGCAGGGUGGUCAUCAUUUUGGCCGUGAUGCAGCAUUGGUGGGCACAGGAGCUGCUGUCGCAGGUGGCACUUACGAGGCUGGUCAUCAAGACCCCUCGACAACUACCGGACCUGCCUCCAAUACCAUAGGCCCGCACAGCUCCGAUGUUGCAAACGUAGCCGAUCCUCGUGUACAGCCUGAUCCGGCGAAGAUGAAGGGUGAAUACGCCGGAGGACCAAAAGGCCCCCACGCAUAUGCCGGGAACGAAGGUGCCACCACUGCCGCGGGAGAUACUUACAGAGCCGGCGAUGCGGAUCCUUCGAUGACGACUGGUCCUGCCUCUAAAACCCAUGGACGUCAUAGCUCAAACUGGGCAAAUAUAUUGGAUCCCCGUGUUCUGCCGGACCCUCAGAAGAUGAAGGGCAAGAAUGCAGGUGCUAACGAAGAAAACCCAUACAGCCGCACGCCGGUUGAUAGCCGAGUAGACUAUGACAAUAAAGCUGCCCAAAGGAACGAGCCUGGUGAGACUCACCACGAUCGGGAUGCGGCCGCUGUCGGGGGUGCCGCUGCUGGCGCCACGGCGGCCCACGAGUUCUCCAAGCACGACGCUGAGAAGGCGGAAAAACAACGGCUUAAGGAUAAGGAAAAAUACGAAAAGCAAAUGGCGAAAGAAGAGAAGCAUCGCGAAAAGGAACUUCAGAAGGCUCAUAAGCACGACGCAGAGAAAACUCAGAAGCACAUGACGAAGGAAGAAAAGCACCAUGAACCAGAGGAGGAGAAGCAUGGGAGGAGAAGAUCGAUUCUUGGCUUCUUCAAGCGCGACAAGACCGACGACGAGUUGAAGCAGGAGGAAGCCGAGCGCAAGGAGCAUGAGCGUACUGGUGCCGAAGUUGCGGGUGCUGCUGGUGUGACUACUGGUGCCGGUAUGGCUGCUCGUGAGCAUGAGCAGAAUGAGGGCAGAAAUCGCCUGCACAAAGAGCCACCUACUGGAUAUACUACGCAGGAAAAGAGAACAAGCCCCAAUGAGGCCGACCAGCAGACUACUCCGGCUACUGGCGCCUCUCAAACUGCAACCGCCACUGCCACUGGUCCCGGUGCCGGUGCCGCGGCCUCAAAAGCAUCUGGCGCUACUGGUUCUGAAGGGGCAGAGCAGGAAGGAAUCGUCAAGGAGCCCUAUACCGGCCUUCCCAUGAAUGUGGGUAAGUACGGCACAACUGGCACCGGUGGAACCGAUGCUGGGAACGUUGCUGGCGCUGAGCGGACGACCGAUGCCCGCCAGUUUGGCGCCGAACCAUCCGCGAAACCCGCGGAAGAGAAAAGAGAGGAUAAAAUUGUCACGGAGCCUUAUACCGGUCUCCCCAUGAAUAUUGGCAAAUACGGCACCACUGGUGCUGGGGGCGUGGACGCCGGCCCCUUCCCUGGCGCUGAGCGGACUGAAGAUGUCCGUGCCCUUGGAGUCGAGCCUCCUGCACCUCAGGGAGAAGAGUCCAGAGAAGAUAAAUUUGUCAAUGAACCGCAUACCGAACGGCCAAUGAACGUCGGCAAGAAUGGCACCACUGGGGCUGGAGGUGUCGACGCGGGCCCGUUCCCCCGUGCAGAGCGCACUGAAGAAGAGCGCACUGAAAAUGUCCGAAACCUUGGUGUCGAAGCUCCCUCGUCCACUACCGGUGCGUCUGGAGCCGCCGGAACUGGUAGUACCUCUGGUGCUUACCGGAUGCCCGGCGCUUAUGAAACGCAGGACUAG
This is a messenger RNA of Xylona heveae TC161, 2817 nucleotides long. RefSeq lists its product as hypothetical. Bases 1 to 2817 code for a protein of 938 amino acids. The record is from RefSeq and is a predicted model, not a curated record. The transcript is spliced from 2 exons. Lineage: Eukaryota; Fungi; Ascomycota; Xylonomycetes; Xylonales; Xylonaceae.